Messenger RNA from Pomacea canaliculata, 10706 nucleotides. RefSeq names its product E3 ubiquitin-protein ligase TRIM9-like. The record is from RefSeq and is a predicted model, not a curated record. NCBI's taxonomy places the organism in Eukaryota, Metazoa, Mollusca, Gastropoda, Architaenioglossa, Ampullariidae. Gene Ontology annotation, molecular function: protein binding; zinc ion binding.
AAGGAAUACAGUAUAUGCGCCUGCAUGUGUGUGUCAAGUGUUUGCACGCCGGUCUGUCCCUGCGUUCCCCGUCUCCCGGUGGUCCCUCCCCACGUGGAGUGAUGUUUACAAACAGGCCGGCGGUACAGCGGCGGGUGCCGGGCCCGCGGUACAACAAGCCACGCGCGCGCGCGCCCCACGCGCAGGCAGGCCAAGGGAGCGCGCGCCGAGGGGGAGAGACGAGGAUCCGGGGAGGACAUCCAUCAGUCGCCACAACACCAGCGUGCAAGGUGAGUGGCUAGGCGGCCAGGCUGCACGGACACCGCGCGUGAGAGCGAGCCUCUGGAGAGUCGUGGGGCGGGUUUUUUUUUCGGGGUGGGGGGGACCGCUGGACCUCGCCACUUGAAGCCUGUCGUCGUGGUAGCGGGCGCUCGGGGGCUCGUGUGUGAAGACAUCUCAGCAACUGGAGAUUUGUUCUUCAAAAUUCUGGAUUGGAUUUAAUGUGCUGCCACUGGGAUUUAUUGCAACCGUUAACACUAAGUGUCGUGUGAUCAUCGUGCGAGGAAACAUGGAUUGUUGUCACUGAGGACGAACAACUUACUGUGUUUUCAUUUCUCUCGUCUGAUUUGAUUUUCUUCUCGUGAAAAGUGAGUAGUGCAGGUUUGUUUUCUUCAUUCUUCUGUAAUUAAAAAUUUAACUGUUUAAAAACCGGAAUUAUACAAUUUGCAGAUUUCACACUGGAUUUAUCGUGGAUUGUUUUUCUGCGUGAAACGAAAAGUGCGAGCUUCGACAAAAAGUGAAUUUUGUGGUUUGUUGUCGGACAUUUGACCCUAACAUUUGCAUGCAGGGUUGAGUUUGGGGGAUCAAGAUGGACACUUGUCCGGUGGUAGUGGCCAUGCGGCUAAAGAUAGGGCUGGGUGCUUAGGUUGUGGGACGAAGUUUGUCCCCCUGUCGCUGGAGGGGAAGAGGUUCACUUUUGCUCGGACCCUGAGAUUUCGUGGUCCAGGAUAUUGAGGCGACAUGGAUGAGGAGCUGAAGUGUCCGGUGUGUCGGAGGACCUACACCAAGCCUGUCCUCCUGCCAUGCUCUCACUCCAUGUGCGUCGCGUGCGCGCUGUCACUGCAGGAGCCAGCCUCCAACCACCUCCCGCAGACCACCCUGGAGGACGGCACCCCGGUGCCCAGCGACCAGAUCUCGCUUCUGGACUUCCCCGACAUCGACAAGCUGAGCAUCGUCAGCGAGACGGACAGCGGGGUGGUGUGCAACAGCCGGCCGUCCAGCUACGUGGGGACCCCCAGCGUGGCCAACAUCUUCCUGCAGUCGCUGCAGUCGUGCUCCUGGGCCAUCCGCUGCUGCGUGUGCCAACGGCUGGUGUUCCUAGAGGAGAAUGGCGCCCUGUCUCUGCCCACCAACCGCGCCCUGGAGACCAUCGUGGAGAAGUACCAGAACCGCAAGAAGGUGGACUCCAAGUGCGACAAGUGUACGGAUCAGGGUCACGUGGCUGUCACGGCCACCAGCAUGUGCGCGCAGUGCGAGAUUUUUUACUGUGAUGCCUGUCGUGAUGCCCACCACCCGGCUAAAGGGGCGCUGACCAAGCACAACUUGGUGGACCCCACCCAGGGUAACAUGAUGCGCAAGCGCAAGGCGGCCAAGGACUUGAAGUGUCACGAGCAUCCCACGGAGUUACUGGCCAUGUACUGCAUCAGCUGCCGCCUGCCGGUGUGAACCUGUGCCUCCGACGGUCGCCACAUGAACCACGAGGCGCAGCCCCUGGCCUCCAUGGCCAAGAGUCAGAAGAGCGAGCUGUCGCAGAACCUGCAGUCGUUGUCGGAGAAAGCGAAGUCUGGCACGGAGUUUAUACAACGGUUAAAAAAGAUGGCUGACAGUGUCAGUGGAAACUGCGCGGAGUUCGAGAAGACCGUCAUCGCUCAGUGCGAUGCUCUCAUGGAGCUCAUCAAGCGCCGGAAGGAGGAGCUGCUGGUCAGCGUGCACGAGGAGCGCGAGGUCAAGGUCAUGACCCUGAAGGAGCAGGUGUCGGACUGCACAGCGCUGCUGCACCGCACCACUGGGCUGCUGCAGUUCUGCAUCGAGGUGCUGAAGGAAACGGACCACGCCUCCUUCUUGCAGGUGUCCCCAGGCUUGAUCAACAGGGUUUCAUUGGCGGACAUCAAUUUUAACAAAGAGAUGGAGUUGGCUCCCAGGGUGUCGCCCGAGUUCGAACUGACGCUGGACAACACCCCGUGUAUACACACCAUAGAAAACAUGAACUUCUUCCAGAUGAAAGAUGGUAUCAUAGCCCCCGGAAGGCCGUGCAUCAUCCCGGAGGAGUGUUCGUGCCAGAACAACAGCGUGACCAUCGCGUGGACACCCUACCAGGGGGGAGUGGUGGAGGCCUACACCCUGGAGCUGGACGAUGGCAAUGGAGGCGACUUUCGCGUGGUGUACGUGGGCCGGGAGACCAUCUGCACUGUGGACGGCCUGCACUUCAACAGCAUCUACAACGCCCGCGUCAAGGCCCACAACCACGCCGGCGAGAGCGAGUACAGCGACAUCGUCUCCCUGCAGACAGCGGAAGUGGCUUGGUUUACCUUCGACCCCGGCACCACACACCCGGAUGUGUUAUUCUCCAAUAACAACCUGAGUGUCACGUGCAGCAGCUUUGACCAUCGUGUUGCCAUGGGAACCGUGGGCUUCUCUAAGGGAGUUCACUACUGGGAGGUCAUCAUUGACCGCUACGACUGCCAUACAGACCCCUCCAUCGGCAUCUGCCGCUUUGAUGUGGACAAGAACCUCAUGCUGGGGAAGGAUGACAAGGCGUGGAGCAUGUACGUCGACGACAAGCGAAGCUGGUUUCUGCACCGCGACGAGCACACCAAUCGCACUGACGGCGGCAUCAAGCGAGGGUCGGUCAUCGGCCUCCUCCUGGACCUCAACCAGCACACCCUUAGCUACUUCAUCAACGAGGUCCCCCACGGCCCCAUCGCUUUCACGGACCUCCACGGGGUGUUUUUUCCCGCCGUCAGCAUCAAUCGGAACGUGCAGGUGACCCUUCGCACGGGGCUGGAGCCGCCCUUGGAGAGCGAGCCGAGCGAAAGCGAUGAGGAGUAGCGAGACGAUGACUAGAGGAGAGACACGAUGACCAGGUGGAUGGACUCGACGUCCAAUCUGAAGAUUUACCAAGGUGUGACUUGAUAAGGGACGAUAAUGUGUACAGGUAAGGGACGAUAAUGUGUAACAAGGACGCUGGUUGCCAGAACAACCAUAGCGAUGAGACUUUUGUCAUUUGAUGUCACGAACAUUCGAGACUGAGCUGAAAUAAUUUUGUUUGAGAAAGAAAGAAGGAAGGAGCUAUUGGAGAAAAUGCUACGUCUAUGGCCUCACGUGAAGCUGUCAUGGUUGAUUGAACACAAGGACAUUUUUCAAACAGACUUGUAACAGACUUGGAUCCUUUAGGAAGUGUGAACUAAUUCUGCCGUGGAGAACAUGUGGAAUAAUGGAAACUACACCACAAGAUCAAAGCGAGACAAACCAGACCCUAAUCAGGGUCUCAAGAAUCGCCUGAGAAUAUCUCAAGAGUAAAGCUUUGGAAAGGGAGUGAAAUAUAAGACGAGGGCUGAACAUGAGAAAUAAGAUACAGUUCUUUUAUGGCUGAGGACAUUCGGGAAGCACAACUGCCAAAAAAAAAUUUAGAAAUGCAGCCUGGCAAAGUCAGCAUAUCAGAAAAUAUUUUACUGAUUGUGUGGCUGACUAUGCGGAAAGGAAGCUGAUUUCAAACCUUGAAAAACGUCGAACAAAACUGUUGCGAUGGAAAUGUGAACAUGGUACUGAAACAGAAGGACAAGUAUUUCUUUCACAAAAGAGUCUUUAUCAAAAUAUAAAAAAUUGUUUUUCAUAUCUUAACCCCUCUCCGAUACCGCAAAGAAGUGAGACUUCUGAGAGGGAGGUGAGCUGAGAGGAGGAGUGGACAUAGAACUUGUUUGAUGAGAAAGUUUCUUGUUUUGUUUUCCUUUCUAUGCCUUAACUGUCUGCAAGACAAUGCGCGUGGUGGCGCGUGAGGAUGGAGAUGUGAAUGUUUGCUUGGCAUCAGGACUGGAGAGACCAACGAGUGCUGAAUCUUGCCAACCUUCUGUUGGAAGUGAGGCAGACUGUCACAGGUGGAGAUCGCCGCACCUUGGGUCAUGUCUGUGUUUCCAUACGAACUUUUUAUAAUUGACUGUGCAAGUGGUUGAAUGGUUUUAAUGUUAGAUGUGCGCUGCGAUGCAAUAUACAGUACAGCCCUUUAAGCAUGUUAAAGUGCCAUCCGCUCCUACUGAGUGCUGCUCGCUAGACAGGGCGUCAGCCAACCAGUGAACGACAGGUGUGUCAAAGGUCAUCUUAACCACCUGCCGCCCUUGUUUUCAGAAGCCUUGUACCCGGUAGCAGCCAGCAGAGCGACAUCUACAACACGUUGAGAUUGUAUGAUUGAUAAGCCUUGUGACCCUGUCCACCUCUUGUGACCUCAAGGUUAAUUAAGUCAUACAUCCAACGUCACAUCCGGCGGAAGUGGAGAUCAGUACCAUCAACUCCGCAUCUGGAGUGGACUUCCCGAUGGCGGGGACGAGUCUGUUGAAGACAAUGGCCUAAAAUGUUGUCUCACAUGUAUUGUAUGAGCAGUAAAUAUGGGGCUUCGAGAAGGUUCGACGAUUUGCUGUCUGGUCAGUCCAAUAUUUUCACCUGCUGACUGCCAGCUGACAUGUUUUGCCAAAACUAUCGACAAUGGACAGGAGGUGGUGAAACGCCUGUCAGAGGACACAAAUGGUGAAGAAGCUAUGUGACAUGUUGUGUGAUAGUUCAUGGACUAAUUUAAUCACAAGAGAUGCUGCCUGUGUACAUUGUAUCUAUGUACAGCUUCUUGCUCCGUGUCUGUGUACUUGUCCUCUUUAAUUAUGACAUUUUAUCAGCUUGCGCGAAUCUGUAUUGUAUGCACCUUGCAUUUGCCAGGCUUGUCAGAUGGAGAGAGAAUUUUCCUUCCUCCUACUUGUGGUGUCGGUGUCCAUGCAUCCUUUGAUCACUCAGACCCGAAAGGUCCUCCCAGUUUCUUCCCCUGUAAGUCAGAACUUUUCACACAAAAUAGUUUGUCGAGUAACAUAGGGACUCCUACCACCUUGUUACCCCCUGGCAUGGCCCUCUCCCCCAUUUCAUCUCCUCCGUCGAUCGUUCCAGUCUGUCGGAUUAAUCAAACUUUGGAAGCUAAAAUAACUUGGCCAGGGCCGACUACUCUAGCGAUGCCGGAACAUCCGACAGUUUCUUGUGCCCUCAGCAAACGGUUUUUAGAUUACAGCCCCGGGGUGGAUCAUGCAGCCACUCUUCUGCUUCAUAUUGGUUUUCAUUUCUUCCUUUUUUCCACUUAUUUUUUGUUUAUUUCCUUACAUCAGCUUCUCGUUCCGUGUAAAAGUGUUGACUUCAUGCUUUCUCUCUGUGACUUGUUUUUGUGUUUAUUUCUACCUGAACCAGCUAUUGUGUUACCUGUCAGCUUUUUCUCCUUUUGCUUAAAAAGUGUACAUACAAGUGUGAUUGACUGAUUGUACUUUUAUUUUGCUUUGGAAGAAAACUCCUUUCAUCUUGGAUAUUUUUGUAGGUAUUUUUCUAGCGCGUCGGUAUAUUUUUUCUAGUUCAGGAAGUGAAUGAGUGAUAGCAGUCAGUAAAUCAAUCCAACAUUCCAGAGUGCUGCAGUUCGCUUACAGCUGCCAUUGACCCGUGAAUGCCAAGAGAAAAAAGCUUUUCACGGAUUUCUACAAAAUUAAAAAUACUGCUUCAUUGAUGGAGGGGUUGGCAUAGAUGGAAGUUUGUGUUAGGCUGAGAGAAACCGCGGACAUAGUUUUGAACUGAUGAACUAAGGAAACAAGCAGGUCAAAGCCUGGAAUUGUUUAUCAAGGGGUUUAAUAGGGUUUAUCAGGGUACUUGAAGGUCAGGAGAAAAGCUUGAACCGAUUUAUUGUCGUCAGUUUUGUUUUCGACUUUUUUAAAGUAAAGAAUAAUAUGACAGUACAAGGAAAUCAAGUAACACGACGAUGACCGCAAGAUAACCAUGACCUUAUGUCAUCGCCUCUAGAUGAGGUUGGUGAAAAUCAAUUCACAGGUCGGAGUAAUUUAAGUGAAAAUGGAGAACUCCGCCCGACGGCAAAAAAAAAAGGUCUUUUAAAAUUCGUGGCAGUUAUCACAGAAGAGAAGGAAGGAAACUGAAAAAUCAAUGCAAUAAUGUUCUGUCUGGUGGAGAAUCAUUUCAGCAUAUUCAUUAAAAAAAGUACUCGAUGAUUUUUUUUUUAUCAGUUAUGUGCUUGUGGUGCCGGAAGACCUCUCUCCUCCUUUGGUGCAACAUUUUUUAGUAUCAUCAUCGUCGUCGUCGUCUUUUCUGCUUCCUUCAGAUUGCCAUGAGUGUGCAUGUCCCGAAAUAAUGAACCUUCGGGCAUGCACGAGUGUGGAUGGCAACAAGCUGUCUUUAUAUCUCUCUCCUCUAAUUGAUAGUCUGCCUGCCUAUAUGUCUACCACUUCUAAUUGACAGCCAACUUUGGUAUCACGAGAAAUUGGCUUCCAGUGGUCUGCCAAAGACACCCUGUUGCCUGUCUCCCAAGCCCAGGCCCCUCACACUCCCCUCUACCCCCCGAAGGAAACCCUUUUCUAAUCUCGUUAUCUCGGUCCAGUCAGCGAACGGAAAGAUUCAAAGACCCGCUUUUUCUCUCUCUCUCCCUCUAAUCGAACUUGUGCUACCCAUCCAUUUACAAAAAGUGUGGCUUCACUUCUAGUCCUCCUUCUCUGCCCUUUCGUCCCCGAGUCCUCGUGGUGUAGAAUAAAUUGCCUUUCUGGUCCAUCUUCUAGCGGACUUUUUUUUUUUUUCGUCCUCUUCCAUCUCAUCCUCACCAUCAUCAAUAUAUUUUCGCCUCACUCUUCAAUCCAGUUCCUUCACUACUUCGAUUUUAUUUUUAUGUCCGUACUUCUUGUCACCUAAAUUCUAUUUAUUCGCUUUAGACUCCAGUUCUCUCCCCUUCCUUUGCGGUUGUCCUGCCUUAGCUGUUGAACACAUCCUUCUUACUCACUGUCUUCCCUUUCUUAAUCAUCUCUUAUGAUGGCAGCUGAACUAUUUAUCUACCGUUAGCUUCUCGCUGUUCAAGUGUCCACUCUUAACGAGUGUCUUUGAUAUUUCAUUUGUCUCUACUUCAGUUUCUUUCAGUUGUAUUCCGACUGCUUACCUUUCCUUCCAAACAAGGAUUCGUUCAUAGUUCUUCUACAUUUUCUCCUCUACAGAUCGCCUUCAUAUCGGAAAGAUGGAUAAGCUAGUUAAGGACAAUGACAAGAUGUAUCUUUUCUAAGGUCUCAGUACUUCGCUGUCUUUAUUUUGUUCCUAGUCUUGGGUGGCUAUGGAGGACAGCUAGGCAUCCUCCCAGUUAUUCAGACACCGAAGACCGUUGGAGAUGUUAGUGUCCAGAAUGUCACGGUCUGCUCUAUGAAGACGGGUGGAAAAGAUGGUAUAGUGACACCUGGUGGGGAGAUAACCUUGCAACAGGAGGCUGUGGUCCUAGGGUCUAAUGUCUUGGGGAAGGAAAGGUGAAAAUUACACCUGAGACGACAAAUGUUUUGACCUGCGUGCCCGAGUGCCGGACAAGGUCUUGUCUUACUGAGGUCAGGUCAAGUUCUGUGAUCACUUACAAGUCUUCCAUGUCUUAUACAAUGCUGAUUAGCCAGGGUUAGCCAACCGACAUCACAUUAGCCUCCAACAAGUGAUCAGAAUAUGGAAAGGAAACAUAGUUAACAUCCGAUCCGCCCUGAGAGAGAGAGAGCAAGGUGUCGGGGUGUCCGUCCUCUCCUCCGUCAACAGAUGCAUAUUUCAUGGAGGCCAGGAGGAACGAUCGACAGAAUAAACUGCAACCUGUUACCCGCCUAAUCCACGUGCACACAGGCUGUUGCUGGGAAAAGCUUCAUCAAGGGUCGUUGGGGUGAUGGAGGUGAGGGUGAAGGACUCUCGUCGCUGCACGCAAUUAAAGAACAGAGAACUCUUAGAAACAAGAGACAACUCUUAGGUGGGGCUGCAAUCACCUGGAGGUUAGUCUUGAGAUUUUAAGACCAUCCGGCAAAUGCAAAGUGUGUGCUUAUUUCUUCGUGGUAUUUUAUUUUUCACUUGUUUGGACUCCAGACUUUGUUUCUGUAAUUGUUGUUGUGUUUUAACAUACAUUUACCUCAAACCUAACAGUCCGCAGUCGCCUCCCAUGUACCUGGCCCUUCAUUUAGCCUCGUUUGUGAAAACUUACUAUCACCCCCAAUUAUUUCCCCCUACCUCCUCCCCUAUAAUUUUUCCAUCACGUGACUGCAGUACUAGCUGAUGCUCCCACUGUUGUACAGUAUCCCUGUGUAUCGACUUUGUACAAGCUGGACUUUAUUUGUAUAUUUUGAGGUUUUAUUUAACGAAACAUCCCUAGAGAAAUAAAUCUUGGUAUCAACCCUACCUGUCCCCACUCCUUCCCCAAUGUCAGUGCUGUGACGACAUGGAUGUACUUGUAGAUGAAGAUGUUGACCUGCAGCAUUCAUCGUGCGAGAGGCCUUGACCUAGGUGUGUCUUGAGUGGUCUCCCCGCCUGCUCUGCAUCACCUUUAUUUUACCUGUUUAUAGUGUAUUGAGCACCUUGAUGAGUUUUUGUUCUCAUUAAUUAGUGUUAAUGACAUUUUCGUAUUUCAUAUUUUCAUUAUUUUAAAUGACUUGUGUCGAGUUCGUGUAUCCAUAAUAAUUUUUGACAUGUGUAGGCGACGAUUUGUGUGGGUUUUUACAUCAGUUCAGGUGUGUCACUGUCAUCAGUUCAGAUGUGUCGUUGUCAUCAGUUCAGGUGUGUCGUUGUCAUCAGUUCAGGUGUGUCAUUCUCAUAAGUUCAGGUGAGUCAUUUUGGUCAUCAGUUCAGGUGUGUCAUUGUCAUCAGUUCAGGUGUGUCGUUGUCAUAAGUUCAGGUGUAUCAUCAGUUCAGGUGUGUCAUUGUCAUCAGUUCAGGUUGUCAUCAGUUCAGGUGUGUCAUUGUCAUCAGUUCAGGUUGUCAUAAGUUCAGGUGUGUCACUGUCAUAAGUUCAGGUGUGUCAUUCUCAUAAGUUCAGGUGUGUCAUUGUCAUCAGUUCAGGUUGUCAUAAGUUCAGGUGUGUCAUUGUCAUCAGUUCAGGUGUGUCAUUGUCAUCAGUUCAGGUUGUCAUAAGUUCAGGUGUGUCACUGUCAUAAGUUCAGGUGUGUCGUUGUCACCAGUCGUGCAGUUGGUGCGUAUGUGCGCGCGUCCUUUUUAGUCUUACCUGAGUGCUGCCAGUGUAGGCUUGGUGUACACACACUUAACCCCGAGAACAGUCCUUGUCAUGUGCUUUGAGGCUCGAACCUCGGUCGACUCGCCUUUAGGCAGAUUUUAUUUGCAGCUUCUCCCCCGACCCUCCCUGGCAAGGGGCCAACCCUUCCGACAGGCUCGUAGUGUUUAUUGUUGUGUUUGUGAUGAUUACACACACUUACCCCCUGCUUUUAACAACAACUAGAACUUACUAAUGGUGACUUUUUUAUCUCCUCCAUCAGAUGAGAAGAUUGGAUGCUAUUUUUAAACCUAGUUGUGUUUAUUCUACCCAAUAAUAUUUUUCUAGCGUAUGCUUGUAUUUCAAUUUGUGAAGCAAGUAGAUAAACAAUAAUAAAAUUGAAGAACGGGAUUUCAUCGGACAAGUCUUUCCGCAAGCUUGUAACUGACUGCAGGAGACAAUGGAAAACAUUUUUUAGCUUCGCUUCCAUAAAAGGAUUGUCAUAUCAGGCUAAGAUGAUAAACAUUGUUGAUGAUUAUGCAAGGCAAGUGCUAAGUAAUAUAUAGCUGCAGGCUUUGGGUUCUUCCUGUAGUGUUGAAUUAAUGUACAAAGUUAAUAAUAAUGAUAGUAAACUUUGAUCUCAGUUUUCACGACCUCAUGGUAUUCGUGGAUUUUUUUUUCUUUUUUUUUCUUUUCAUUUUUUCUUUUUUUUUUUUGUAAGAAAGGAUCUCCCUAACACCCAAUUCAUCAUAGGCACAGAUGUGAUUACCUGAUUACUCCUUUGAUAGACCACAACGACAGCAAGUGACGGAUGCUGAUGUAUACCUGUGUAGAAUGUCACACACCUGGCAUCUCCAGUAGAUGUCCUGCCAGUCUCCACACUGCCAAGUCCAUAACGAGGCUUUCCAUCCUACGCCUGCACCAUGCGACCUUUGUGAUAUCAAUGUCUUACAAUGAAUAUGUCUAUACUCUGUUCAGGGGCCAUUUUCCUGUACGAACUGUCAUCAACAUUACCAUCAUGAUGUUUGUAAGUAACAACUGCUUAUCGACAAUGUCACCCACGCAGCAGACAUUUUGCCGGUUGGACUGUUGAAUCGCUCAGAUUCCUGUUUGGCAUGUGUUCCAACCUGUCUGUUAUUCUCAUCUGGUGCAAGGUUCCAUAUUCAGUAACGAUUCUCAUUAGCACAGGUUCUGAAACAGUCCGGUCUUAACUUCAGCUUCAUAUAAUAUAUUAUUAUAUUAACAUUCUCUGUAGGCUUGUUUCUGUAAGGUACGGGCUCACCUGGGGAACAAGCCAUGAGCAGUCUUUUCUUUCACUAGGACCAAAGUGGACAGCAUGUCGAGUGUCAGGUUUAUUUUCCCCUCGACAAAAUCUUUUUAUCCCUAUACCUGCAUAUUGUUUGAGAUUUUUUUUCAGUGACUAAAUCAAAUAAACGUUUGAAGAAUG